AUGCGGAUUCGAGCUAAUCCAUACAAACUCGUUAUGGAUACAGAUACAAUGACAGGCGUCAAGACGACGAAAGCCGUGGAAAACGUCGAAAGCUUGGAAAUCAACGAAACGAAUGAUCUGAACGAAACCAGUGCGUCGGUCCUCUCGAAGCCCGUCGAAGACGGACCUCUCGGCACCGAGACACCGCCUACCGAACAAAGAACACACAGGAAACUGGCCAACAGACAUGUACAGCUCAUAGGGAUUUCGGGAGUGAUUGGCACCGCGCUGUUCGUCAGUAUCGGUAGGGCGCUGUAUCACGGUGGACCUGUGUUUUUGUUGGUGGGUAUGGCACUGUGGUGUCUCCCGAUCCUUUGCAUCACUGUGUCUACCGCAGAGAUGGUGUGUUACCUGCCUGUAAGUUCUCCGUUUCUAAGACUUGCGUCGCGAUGCGUCGGAGAUUCUUUCGCUGUAAUGGCCAGCUGGAACUUCUGGUUUCUCGAGUGCGUGCAGAUCCCGUACGAAAUCGUCGGCGUCAACACCAUCAUUCACUACUGGCGUGAGGAUUACUCUGCGGCGAUUCCGCUCGUGGUUCAAGUAGUGCUGUACCUGGCGAUUAGUGUGUUCGCGGUCCGCUACUACGGAGAGACCGAAUUCUGGCUCGCAAGUUUUAAAAUCGUGCUUGCUGCAGGGCUCUUUGUCUUUACUUUUGUCGUGAUGGUCGGUGGAAACCCAGGCCACGAUGUUAUUGGAUUCAGAUACUUUGGCGAGGCUCCGGUGAAAAAAUAUUUCCCCACGGGCGUCGCAGGCUCGAGUGCCGCGGGCUAUUUCCAAGGUUUCCUAGCAUGUUUGAUCCAGGCCAGUUUCACGAUCGCAGGGCCGGACUACGUUUCGAUGAUAGCAGGAGAAACGCGAGUUCCACGCAAAGUGUUGCCCGUUGCGUUCAAACAAGUGUUUGUGAGGCUGACGAUCUUGUUUCUGGGCAGUUCACUGUGUGUGGGCAUCGUAUGCAGCGCGAACGACCCCAACUUGACCGCUGCGAUUAACGAGGCGCGACCCGGCGCGGGCGCGUCUCCGUAUGUGAUCGCCAUGAACAAUCUGGGCAUCAAAGUCUUGCCGAACAUUGUAAACGUCGCACUGAUUACUGCGGCGUUCUCUGCUGGAAACGCUUAUUCCUAUUGUUCCUCGCGCUCGCUCUACGGCAUGGCUUUGGACGGGUACGCGCCGCGCAUUUUUAAGGUCUGUACGAAACAGGGCGUGCCAAUUUACGCGGUGGGAGCGUCGUUGUGCUGGGCACUCUUGAGCCUGCUACAGCUCAAUGCGAACAGUGCCGUGGUAUUGAACUGGCUCGUGAAUCUCAUUACCGCGUCGCAGCUCAUCAAUUUUGCCGUUUUGUGCAUUACGUAUCUGUAUUUCAGACGCGCGUAUCUUGCACAGCGCAUAUCGCUGCCACCUCUGCCGUUCAAAUCCUGGGGACAGCCUUACACGGCCAUUUUUGGCCUUGUCUGUGUCUGCGUCAUGACCGUUGUCCAGGGCUACAGUGUUUUUUACAAAGGGCUGUGGAACUACAGAGAUUUCUUGUUCUGCUACCUGAUGGUGUUCAUUGAUCUGGGUCUCUACAUCGUGCACAGGAUGUUGACAAUGCGCAAACGUCGCAAGAGACAGCCGCAUGAAGUCGACCUUUUGAGCGGUCUUGUCGAAAUCGAAACGCACGAAUUACAAGACGGGUUCACCAACUUUCGCCAUUGGGCAUGA
Messenger RNA from Lachancea mirantina, 1734 nucleotides. The record is from the annotation of a GenBank genome assembly. NCBI's taxonomy places the organism in Eukaryota, Fungi, Ascomycota, Saccharomycetes, Saccharomycetales, Saccharomycetaceae.